Messenger RNA from Medioppia subpectinata, 1167 nucleotides. NCBI's taxonomy places the organism in Eukaryota, Metazoa, Arthropoda, Arachnida, Sarcoptiformes, Oppiidae. The record is from the annotation of a GenBank genome assembly.
AUGUUUAAUAAGAACUCAAAGACAACGGCUGUGGUUAACAACGGGUACAGCACUGGACAGCAAAGUGUUGUGUUGAAUGUGGGCAACAAUGGCUAUGGUAUGCCAUUCGCAGUCCAACAAAUGGUAGACUCGGAUGUUUUGGCCGAAAAGCAGCGCAUCGAUGGUCUGGUGGGCGCCCAGAGUGUGACCAGUGAUGCGAUUGUUGUGCAAAAUCUGUGCAAAACAUUCAAAGCAUUUCCAGCCGUCGAUAACCUCUCGUUUGGUGUCCAUAAGGAGGAGUGUUUCGGACUGUUGGGAGUGAACGGCGCCGGAAAGACCACAACCUUUCGUAUGCUUACGGGCGACGAGAGUCUGACGGGAGGCCAGGCCUGGAUCGGCUACUUAUCUCUCAGACAGGACUUACAACACUUUCAACGAGAGGUCGGCUAUUGUCCACAGUUUGACGCUUUGCUCAACAAAAUGACGGGAAUUGAGACGUUGUUUAUGUUUUGCCGGUUAAGGGGUAUGACUGAGGAUAUGAUACCCACUUAUGUGAAGGAUUUGACAGCUAUGGUAGACCUGACCCCUCACGUCCACAAAUGCACCGAAACCUAUAGCGGCGGUAAUCGACGCAAACUAUCGCUGGCUAUAGCCCUGUGCGCCGCACCGGCCGUCAUAUUCUUAGGUAGAGUUACCACAAAUGAGCCGACCUCUGGUGUGGACCCAUCGGCCAGACGUAAGAUAUGGUCAACUCUGGCAUCACUUCAGCGCAUAUAUGGCUCGGCAUUCGUACUGACGUCACACUCGAUGGAAGAGUGCGAAGCCCUGUGCGCUCGGGUGGCCAUUAUGGUCAACGGACAGCUCCAGUGCUUGGGAUCUGUUCAACACCUCAGACACAAGUUUGGACAGGGAUUCACUAUUUUGGCUAAACUCCGGAGGGAUAUGACUGAAGAUCCCUCUUAUAUGGCAUCCAUCGAGCAGUUUGUGCGCCAAGAGAUGCCGUCGGCUGUCCUGAAGGACGUCCAUCAAUGUCUACUUCAUUAUCACAUAACAGAUCCACAGAUGUUGUGGUCGAAGAUGUUUGCACUCAUGGAAGACAUGAAACACCGCUUCUCUCUCGAGGACUACACCAUAAGUGACACCACUUUAGAGCAGAUCUUCCUUUCCUUCGCCCGAAGACAGCGAUAA